UACUUAUAAAGUGACGAAGAAUUGAAAUGUUUAAAAGGUGCUAUGCCCUUCUCUGUUCCAUCCACAAACUUCGAAUCACUCAUUUCAGGAAACCCCAUUGGAAUGGCAGUCUCCGUUCCCUUCGUCUUCUUCUUUUCAUUUUGGACCGUAGAUUCAUCAAAUGAAGACAAACAAAUUUCCAUCGCUGUUCUCUCUAUCUUCGUCUUGAUUUUUGCCCUAUUCUGGUUCCGACGCUCCGGCGAACCCAAACUCCGGCUUCCCCCUUCGCCUCCGAGCCCCCGUGGCCUGCCGCUGCUCGGAUACCUUCCAUUUUUAUCCCUCAAUCUCCACCGUACCUUCGCCGAUCUGGCUGGAAUCUACAGCCCAGUUUUCAAGCUCCGCCUCGGAACCAAGCUCUGCGUCGUCCUCACCUCCCCUUCCGCCGUCAAUGAGGCCCUCCACCGGCAAGAUACCGUAUUCGCCAACAGAGAUCCCACCGUUUGCGCUCUUCUCGCUUCCUACGGCGGCUCCGACAUUGUCAUCACCUCCGACGGCGCCGAUUGGAAGAAGCUGAGGAAAAUCUUCGCCCGGAAAAUGCUUAGCAAAUCGAAUCUCGAAGCGUCCUAUUGCGUGCGGAGGCGGGAGGUGAGGGAGGCGAUUAAAGGCGUUUUUGAAUCGGCCGGAACCCCAAUAGACGUCGGCGAAGUGGGUUUCUUGGCGACUCUGAAAUCGGUCAUGGCGAUGAUAUUUGGCGGCGCGGGGCGGCGGAUCGGCGGCGAUUUGGAAGGUGAUUUAAGGGAAAAAAUGGGUGAAUUGAUGGUGUUGUUAGGGACUCCAAAUGUGUCUGAUAUUUUUCCGGCGUUGGGUGGGUUUGAUUUGCAGGGGAUUGGGAGGAGGACGAAGGAGGUGAUGCUUAUGAUUGAUGAGAUUCUGGAUUUGGCCAUUGAAGAACAGAAGGUGGGGGAAAAUGGAGGAGGGUUUUUGCAGUGGCUGUUGGAGCUCAAUGACACUCAAGAUUGUUCGGACUCUAUUACUACUAACCAACUCAAAGCCUUGCUAGUGGACAUUGUCGUGGGUGGAACGGACACAACAUCGACUACAAUUGAGUGGGCGAUGGCGGAGCUAAUGCAACAUCGAAACAUAAUGGAAAAAGUAACCGAAGAAUUAACCCAAGUUGUGGGCUUAAACCAAAUGGUAGAAGAAUUUCACUUGUCCAAAUUGUGCUUUUUAAACGCAGUAAUUAAGGAGACACUUCGUUUACACCCACCGUUGCCUCUUUUGGUGCCUCGUAUCGCUGCCCAAACAAGCACCCUUGGAGGCUACUCCAUCCCAAAGGGUUCAGCCAUCUAUUUCAACAUCUGGGCCAUCCAAAGAGACCCUAAAGUUUGGGACAACCCCUUAAAAUUUAUGCCCCGAAGGUUCUUAAAUGAACCUGAAGGAUAUGAUUUCACAGGCAAUUGCAUGGAGUUCUGCCCAUUUGGGUCUGGGAGAAGGUCGUGUGUGGGGAUCCCUCUGGCCGAGAGGAUGCUGGUUUUCAUAUUGGCGUCGCUGUUGCAUUCUUUUGAGUGGGAAUUGCCCAAGGAUUCUUCGGUGCUUGAUUUGGAGGACAAGUUUGGGAUUGUCACCAAGAAGUUGAAGCCAUUGGUUGCUGUUCCUGUCCCAAGGCUGUCCAAUUUGGAGCUUUUUCAAUCUUAGAUGUGGUUUCGAUUUAGAUAGUUGACAUCUUCAAAGGUUGGAAAUAUGUUAGAUAUUUUUGAAAUUGUAAUUGUUCCAGCAAUGUCUUUAUCAAUAUUUA
Momordica charantia (bitter melon) is the source of this 1774-nucleotide messenger RNA. RefSeq names its product flavonoid 3'-monooxygenase CYP75B137. The record is from RefSeq and is a predicted model, not a curated record. Gene Ontology annotation, molecular function: heme binding; iron ion binding; monooxygenase activity. NCBI's taxonomy places the organism in Eukaryota, Viridiplantae, Streptophyta, Magnoliopsida, Cucurbitales, Cucurbitaceae.